Molecule: messenger RNA, 5163 nt
Organism: Caenorhabditis remanei
Lineage: Eukaryota; Metazoa; Nematoda; Chromadorea; Rhabditida; Rhabditidae
Exons: 14
Coding region: 1-5163 (1720 amino acids)
Biological process (GO): meiotic chromosome condensation; mitotic chromosome condensation
Cellular component (GO): condensin complex; condensed chromosome, centromeric region
Molecular function (GO): histone binding
Source: RefSeq, a predicted model, not a curated record
AUGACCACAGACAGUGGUAACGAGCUCGCAGACUGUCUUUCGACGUAUCUACGCCCUCUAAACGAUAUAGACGACAAUGUGGCGACGUCAUCUGCAGAAAUCAAUUACGAAGACUUUGAAGAGUUCAAAAACUCCACAGAUUUGACGUUUUUCGAGCAGGAUUGCAAGGAAAUUCUUAAAGAGUUGAAGAAAAAAGCGGAAAAAGUGGUGGCCAGCGGUGAAAAAUGCGAUAUUCGAAACGUUUUCGAGGAGAGUGGCAUCGGAAUCAUGAAAUUCAAUCUGUUUAUCUGGUAUUUUCUGGAAAACGGAAGAAAAUCUGAUUCCACUGAGGAAGCCGUGGAGAAUGGUGUCUACGCGGCGAGUUGCUAUGUGGCAAUGUGCGCCUGUGUGGGUGCAAGCACCGAUUUGUAUCAAGUUGGACUUUAUAAUCUCUGCCUAAAAAUCACUCGAAACUGCUGCCACACUGUUCGCAUCGGUGAAAUGGUGGGCGGCGCCAAAAAAGUGGGCGGAGCCAAGAAGAAAAAGGGCGUGGCGGCGAAGAAGGCGGAGCCAGAGCCAGAAGAAGCGGAUGCUCCAGUAAUAGGCCCUCCGAGAAUCUCGGUUGACUCGGCGGAACGAUUUUUGAAUCAUUUAUCCACUCAAUUUUUUGGAUUUUUGUAUGGAAAUACGUUCUCAAUCGACGCUCAAACACUUAUGAUGACUAUGGAGAUGAUUGAAGACUUGGGACGAAUCGAUUUGGAUUUGAGAACGAUUUCCAGAGCUUGUCGAGCGAAUUCUGUGAGAGAAUUCAGGGGAUUCGAGAGAUUCACUGAUAGAUAUUCGGCUUUUGUGAAUGUUCUGAUCGAGAGCAAGUAUCAGACGAGAGCCGAGAUGGCCUACGGUCGUCUAAUCCGUCCCCGUCUGGCCCUAAUGCCCUACCCCGACGAGUCCUCGAAAUCGUCCAAAAUCUCAACAGAACGUAAGCGUGCCGGUGAGCUCGCCGUCAACAUUUUGCUCUUUCGUCUUUCAACCCGUCAUCCGAAUCAAAAAGAGAUGCAUCUAAUCAACACAAUCAUUAUAAUGAUCUAUUCUCAGUGUCCAGAUCUCUCGGAAUUCCGUCAGAAUAUCGCUCAAUUCAUCUGGAAAUGUCUGGAAGCGAUGCCGUAUGCGUAUGCUUAUGACUUUGUUCAGUUGAUGAGUGUCAUGUCGAAAACUCGAGGGGGCGGAGUCAAAGCGUUGAGCAAUGAGCUCGCGAGUGUACUGUUGGGCAUGGAUUGGGGGAGGGACGAUCCAGGGCCACUAGAGGAGGCGGAGCCUGAGCAAGAAGAGGAGGAGGAGGCGGAGCUUCCUGAAGAAGAAGAAUCCGACAACGACGAAGAUAUGGAAAUCCGACCCAAAAAAGGCCCAAAAACCCUCAAAAAACCCUCAAAAACCCCCGAAAUCGCCCGAAAAUCCGCAAUUUCCAUACUUUACAACAUUGUCUACCUCGCAUGCAUCGAUAAAUCCCCCUCAAUGCGUCUCCACGGAGCGAAUUCUCUCGCGAAAAUUCUGGAUUCAGAAGUGCAUCGCAUUGAUUUUCAAAAGUUUUGUCGAGAGGCGAAUCAAGAGAUGGAUAAAAUGUUUGGGGAGGAGGAGGAGCUUACGACGGAGGGGGCGGAGCCUCCGGAAGAGCCAAAAGAGCCCACCAAAGGCUCCAAGAUGGUGUUAGUCCUCGAAGACAAUAUAAUUGUGCAUAAAUACAAAAAAUUGAAAAAGUUGGAUGCGAGAGGGCCGAAAGUGGAGAACGAUAUGAUUUUUAUGAUACUCCGAAGACUCGCUACAGAUGAGAAGGCCCCCGUUAAAAAAGCCUCCUGCGCACUUUUGAAGUCGUUCCUUCAGAAUUGUGAGGCUCUCGAUGAGAAGAAGUUUGAUACGAUACUUAUGGCUAUUCAAAAGUUGUGUCGGGAUAAGAUGGUGUCGGUGAGAAAGCAGGCGGCCGAGGCGUUUACCGAUGUGAUGCUUAGUGGGAAGGUGGUGUUUAAAGAGACUCUCGGAUCGAAAUGGCUUCACUCGUUGAUUUCAAUGCUCAAUGAUACGGAUAAUGUUGUGACGGAGCACGCGAGAAUCCUUAUUAUGAAAGUGCUGACACCCCUGCUCGAGACGCCAUCCGACCUAACAUGGACUCUCCUUGAUACCAUCGAAUCCGUUACAAAUCACCGUCAAUAUCUGAUGACAACACUGAAAGACGCCGUUCGUGAGAAGUUGGUCAAGAAGACAGUAAUGGAAUCAAUGAAGACACAUAUCAAAUCUUCUGGAAAUACUGAUCAGAAACUGAACGGCGCAUGGAUGGUCUUCUCCCAGUUGUGUGUCCAAUUCGAGGCGAAUGUCGAUUUUGCGAUCGCUGAGCUCUCGAGAGUCGAUUUGACGCAGAAAUCGAAUUUAGUGCAGUACAUGGUUCAUGUCAUUGAGAAUAAUAUUGAGAGAAUUGACGCGGAGACGAAGAAAACGCUCGUUGAGACGUUGAAAGACACUUUCAGACACUUUUGUCUACACUCUUCACACGCCCGGAGUUUGUAUCAUUGUUUGGGAAAGUUGAUGGAUGGAAUUGGGGAUAAGGCGCAGUACCCCGCAGAAUUCCAAUCAUUCGGUGACAUUCUGCUCACAAAAUGUUUCGAUACAAUCGUCGAAUCAUUCGAAAUGUUCAAAGAUAAAGAUGAGUGGAAACGAGAAUCCGAACGACAGGAACGUCUUCUGAUUGUGUGUUUGAAUGUGGCGACGGAGGUGUUCUCGUAUUCUCCAAAGUUGAUUCCAGCUCAUGAGAGACUCGGAAAAACACUCGCAUUGAUUGUGAAUUCAACUGAUUGUCACGGGGGAUCUGGUGAUGCUGCAAUUGCUGAAAUCAAUCCAGAUAUGCCAUCGGAUCAUCAUACACGACCACCGACUGCCGUUUCGGAAGUCGCUUCGUCUCAGAAGACGACUUCUGGAGGGAUUAUGUCACAUGAGGGAGUACUGUUUAGUGAUCAAGUUAGAGCUGUCUCUGUUGUCACACUCGCUAAUAUGAUACUCGCGCACGACCGUCUGCUGAAACUGAUGCCAAUGCUUGUGAAACAACUGCAACACAAUCCGUCUCAUCAGAUUCGCUCGAAUAUAGUCGUCGCAAUGGGCGAUAUUUGUGCAUCAUUCAAAACCGAUCGAUACGCUCCAAUGUUGGCGGCGUCAAUCUGUGAUCCGUCUGUUCUCGUCCGUCGUCACGCCAUCAAUCAAAUCGCUCGUCUCAUCUCGUAUGGCAUUUUCAGAUUCAAGGAUGAGAUUAUGAUCCGAAUGAUGUUGGCAACACUGGAUGCUGAUGAAGACGUUCGCAAUGAUGCGAAACUGUAUAUUAGUGAAGUGCUCCAAUCCGAGGACCCGAAAUUCUUCAAAGACAACUUUGUGCAGUACAUGUUGGCAGUGACACAAGCGAGACGACUCAUCGGAUGUAAUGAGAAUGAAAUGGAUGAUAAAGUGAUCGACGUGGCGAUCGGAGGAGGCAUCUCACUCGCAAAAUCGUCUCGAAUCGCCAUUUAUACUUUCAUGAUUGAAUCGUUGGACGAUCGAAUGAGAUUCGAUGUGAAAAUUAGUAUUUGUGAGCGAAUCUUUACGAGAAUCGUCAAUGGAGAAUACGAUUUCGCAUCGGAGAACACACAGAACUUGUUGGAUGAUGCGUUGAUGAUCAUGUCGUCAAACGAGAUGCAAGUAAAAAUGGACGUAGGAAAAGAUCCAAACGAGAACGCCCUGGAGGAUCCAUCGCCAGAAGUGAUCGAAGCGGCUGCAGGAUUUAUGCAAAAAGUGUAUUUGGAUCACUAUAUGAAGACAAUUGUCCCAUCGAUUCUCGCUUUGAGAGAGUUUCUCUCUCAACACCGAUCGCCACUUCUUCGUAAAUCACUUUUGGCGAUCCGCAUGAUUUGUAUGGAACACAAAAACGAUAUCGACGAAAUUCUUCAGGAUAAUCGACAGUUGAAAGAGGAAAUGAUGUUCGAAUUACAGAGAGUAAAACAGCGAAAUGAGGAAGCGCAUCGGAUAUUGGAUGACUAUUUGAACAGGGUGAAGGUACAUCAGGAAAAGGAACGCGCCGAAGGAGCGCCAGAGGAUUCAAAGGAAGCUCCAGAAGACGUGGAAAUGGCGGAAAAUCAUCAAAAAACGCCCGAAAAACGGCUGAAAAAUCCGGCGAUCGAUCAGUUGAAAACGCCUCUUCGAAGCCGUACUGAGGAGCAGUUGACUCCACGGUCACGUCUUCUGUCGCCGACGACGAUGCGGAAGAUUCGAAGAAGCGUUGGAGCAUUGAUUAACUCGGAAAUGUGUCUUAAUGCGCUUAGUUUGGAGGAUACGGUGGUGGAGCCGAGUGUGAAGGAGGCGGAGUCGAAGGGGGUGGAGCCUAAGGGGGUGGAGCCUAAAGAGAAGACGAUUCGGGAGGAGGAGGAGCCUGAAGGGGCGGAGCCUAUUCAGGAGGAGGAGCUUAAGGAGGCGGAGCCUAAGGAGAAGACGAUUAGAGAAGAGGAGGAGCCUGAGGGGGCGGAGCCUAUUGAGAAAGAGAAGACGAUUCAGGAGGAGGCGGAGCCUAUUCAAGAGGAGGAGCCUAAGGGGGCGGAGCCUAUUCAAGAAGAGCAAGAGGAGGAGGAGGAGCCAGAAGAGAGAAGAAGAUCACGCCGCCGAAAAACUCCAACAAUUCACACCGACGACGAUGAGAACGAAUCGUUGGAUGCCAAUGGGAAAAAGUGGAAGAAACCAAAAAUUUCAGGCAAAUCGCCCGAAAAAGAAGCGAACAUCUCCUCAGCGAACGUCACCGUCCGCAGAAGUCGUCGUGGUCGUGCUUCAGAAGUCGCUUCAGAAGUCACUUCAGAAGACGUCGUCGUUCCGAAGCAACGAAAACGGAAGGCUGUGGAGGAGGAUUCAGAUGAGCCAACGACGACACCACCGACGUCAUCUGAAUUGCCUUCAGAAGACGUCCGACCGUUGUCACGUGUGAUGACUCCAAUGCUAUUCGACGAGACGAAAGUGGGCGGACGUUUAUGUUCGACGCCAAUACGUGGAAGAGAUUCGGAUACUGUAGGUGACGUCACGUUCGAUGACGUCAAUCUGUCGGCGAUCACUGAGAAUGAGCCGGUGAAGAAUAGAAAAAGCCACGCCCAAUACCUGCAACAAAUCUUCGAAGAGGACGAAGAGAACUAA